AUGAUCAUCCCCUCCACGACCGGCGACGUGCUUGCGCCCUCGGCCAGUGCCGCCUCCGGCGCCGAUGCCCACCCCGGCUCCAGCACCAUCAACACCGCCAUCACCUCUACCUCCACCACCAACAAUGGCAACAUGAACGCCCUCACCAUGUUCCUCUUCUGGUUCUUCCUGUGCAGCACCGGCGUCCUCGUUGUCGGCUCCGUUGUCGUCCUGCGCCGUCUGCGGCUGCGCGAACAGGCCCGCCGUGCCCAAGAAGCCAAGACGGCCGCGGCCACGUCCACCUCAACUGCGGCGCACGUCAAGGAGAUGGACGAGGAGAGCAGUGUGGGCGGCUCGGCUUUCACGCCGGCGCCAGUCCUGACAGCCCAAGUUGACUGGCACCACCCGUGUGGCGUCGGCCUGAACAGUCUCUUUGGAACCCUCCGAGACUCGCAUUAG
Messenger RNA from Sporothrix brasiliensis 5110, 438 nucleotides. RefSeq lists its product as uncharacterized. The transcript is spliced from 2 exons. Bases 1 to 438 code for a protein of 145 amino acids. Lineage: Eukaryota; Fungi; Ascomycota; Sordariomycetes; Ophiostomatales; Ophiostomataceae. The record is from RefSeq and is a predicted model, not a curated record.